AUGCCAGGUUUGCCACAAUUAGAGGGGAGGGGUGCAUUAGAUUAUGUUCCUCGCAGGGUUGUAUCAUUUCUAAAGGCCCAACAGAUGGUUGAGAAGGGGUGUGAUACUUAUCUAACCUUUGUGAAAGAUGUCAGUGCUGAUACUCUUACUGUCGAGUUAGUUUCGCUUGAUUCGGUGGUGUUUUUGGGUCAUUUGGUGUCAAGUGAGGGGAUCAAGGUAGAUCCGAAGAAGAUUGAAGCAGGGAAAAGUUGGCCCAGACAGUCUUCGGCUACUGAAAUCCAAAGUUUCCUUGGUUUUUCAUCUAUAGCUGCACUUAUGACCAUAUUAACCCAGAAGGAUGCUCCUUUCAGAUGGACCGAGUAG
This is a messenger RNA of Nicotiana tabacum (common tobacco), 363 nucleotides long. NCBI's taxonomy places the organism in Eukaryota, Viridiplantae, Streptophyta, Magnoliopsida, Solanales, Solanaceae. The record is from RefSeq and is a predicted model, not a curated record.